Molecule: messenger RNA, 1995 nt
Organism: Mauremys reevesii (Reeves's turtle)
Lineage: Eukaryota; Metazoa; Chordata; Testudines; Geoemydidae
Gene: DES
Product: desmin
Exons: 7
Coding region: 111-1220 (369 amino acids)
Biological process (GO): skeletal muscle organ development
Cellular component (GO): cell-cell junction; intermediate filament; sarcolemma
Source: RefSeq, a predicted model, not a curated record
GCCGGAGCCUGGGUCCCUCCCCGACUCCUCUCCCUCGGCUCCCGCUCGCUCAGCAGCCUCUGCAGCCACCCCAGCUUCAGCCUCCGCCCGGGCUCCUUCCAGCCGCCACCAUGAGCCAGUCGUACUCCUCCAGCCAGCAGCGGGUCUCGUCCUACCGCCGCACCUUCGGCGGGGGCUCCCCGGCCUUCUCCCGCUCCUCCGUGGGGGGCAGCAAGGGCCUGGCCAGCUCCGUCUCCUCCCGGGUCUACCAGGUGUCGCGCGGCCCCGCCGUGCCCAGCCUGGCCAGCCUGCGUGUCACCCGCGUGGCCCCCGUGCGCUCCUACCAGGGCGGCGGGGAGCUGCUGGACUUCAGCCUGGCCGACGCCCUGAACCAGGAGUUCCUGCAGACCCGCACCAACGAGAAGGUGGAGCUGCAGGAGCUGAACGACCGCUUCGCCAGCUACAUCGAGAAGGUGCGCUACCUGGAGCAGCAGAACGCCCUGCUGGUCACCGAGGUCAACCGGCUCAAGGGCAAGGAGCCCACCCACGUGGCCCACCUCUACGAGGAGGAGCUGCGCUCCCUGCGCCUGCAGGAGCAGCACGUCCAGGUGGAGAUGGACGUGUCCAAGCCAGACCUGACGGCCGCCCUGCGCGACAUCCGCGCCCAGUACGAGAGCAUCGCCGCCCAGAACAUCUCGGAGGCCGAGGAGUGGUACAAGUCCAAGGUGUCCGACCUGACCCAGGCCGCCAGCAAGCACAACGACGCCCUGCGCCAGGCCAAGCAGGAGAUGAUGGAGUAUCGGCACCAGAUCCAGUCCUACACCUGCGAGAUCGACGCCCUCAAGGGCACGAACGACUCCCUGAUGCGGCAGAUGCGGGAGCUGGAGGAGCGCUUUGCCGGGGAGGCGAGCGGCUACCAGGACACCAUCGCGCGGCUGGAGGAGGAGAUCCGGCACCUGAAGGACGAGAUGGCGCGGCACCUGCGCGAGUACCAGGACCUGCUCAACGUCAAGAUGGCGCUGGAUGUGGAGAUCGCCACCUACCGCAAGCUGCUGGAGGGCGAGGAGAGCCGGAUCAGUCUCCCCAUCCAGACCUUCUCGGCGCUCAACUUCCGGGAGACCAGCCCAGAGCAGCGGGGCUCAGAGGUUCACACCAAGAAGACCGUGAUGAUCAAGACCAUAGAGACGCGUGAUGGGGAGGUGGUGAGCGAGGCCACGGAGCAGAAGCACGAGGUGCUGUAGAUGGCGCCGGCCGGGCGGCUGCGGAGAGACGAUUGGCACCGUCCGUCCCCGCCGAUGCCCCCAUCUCACCCCACUCCUGCCCCAGCCCCUCCUCCAUUGUCCCCAGGGCAUAACUUCCCCCGCCUGCCUCCCCCCACACCCCCAUCUCUCUCCUGCUUCUGAAGUGCUGUGUUGGGAGCUCGCCUGGGGGGCCCAGAGUCAGAAGUGGGGCUGGGUGUGGGGAGCAGGGGGACACAGGGCCGCAGCUCGGGGGUGGGGGAAGGGGGGGCCAUUGCAGGCUCCCAGCAGCAGAUUCUGCAUCCCAGCCCCGUGUCCCCUGUACUCACGCGCACCUUCCCUGCACUCCCAGGGCCUGGCAGGGGCCUGCCUCCGCCCUGCCCAGCCUGGGAGGGGAGAUGGAGACUGGCCAGCCCCCCGCGACCCCCAGCCUGGACCAAAGCCAUGGAGCUCCCCGUAGUGCCCAUCGCCCGGGGAACUGGGGCUGCUGCCGGCUCCGUGGGAUGGCGAGGAUGGGGCGGCCCCGGCCCCCAGGAGUGUGCCAGGGUCAGGCUGGGGGAGUCUGCAGGAGGCUCCCCACGGGCAGGGAGCAGGGCGCGGUGGGACCCGCGGGAGCCUAGAGAGGAUCCGGGUAAGUGAAGGAAGCAGGCGAGGGAGAGAGAGGCAGAGAGAGAUGGACAGAGGCCAAGGGGCUGGGGGCACCGCACCCCCACCCGGCCCCCGCCCCACAGCGUGUACGCGACUCCCCCAGGCUGCUGAAAUAAACAACGGAGCACGA